UGGCGAUCCGGGACUUCUAUCAUCAGCCAAUGAAAUCUAUAAAACCAUCCAAAUGGUAACCACACUACGCAUUCAUUCUCAAUACUGCUGCAGUUUCAUUCUCUUGGGUUUCUCUGUACAAAUCCAGAAAAGCGAAAUAACAAGAUGGCAUCAGCAGAUUCAAACAAAGGAGGCAGAGGUAAGCCCAAGUCAUCCAAAUCCGUUUCCCGAUCUCAGAAGGCCGGUCUCCAGUUCCCUGUCGGCCGUAUUGCUCGAUUCCUUAAGGCAGGGAAGUACGCUGAUCGCGUCGGUGCUGGUGCCCCUGUCUACUUAUCCGCCGUCCUCGAAUAUCUUGCUGCUGAGGUACUUGAACUUGCUGGAAAUGCUGCUAGGGACAACAAGAAGAAUCGCAUUGUUCCCAGGCAUAUUCAGCUUGCUGUGAGGAAUGAUGAGGAACUAAGCAAGCUCUUGGGGACUGUUACUAUUGCAAAUGGAGGAGUUUUGCCAAACAUUCAUCAGAAUCUCUUGCCCAAAAAGGUUGGGAAGGGGAAAGGCGACAUUGGAUCUGCAUCACAGGAAUUUUAAGGUGUCCUUUAGUUUUGAAAACUUAUAAGAGAUUUUGAAGGACGUUGGCCCUCUUUGGUGAGUUCAGCAAGACAAGCAAUGUUGUCAUGGAUUUGUUUCAAUGGAAGUGUAAGCUUCAUCCUUACAAUUGUGUGAUUGUUAUCAAUUCUUGAUUGUUGACUGAAACGUUGUCCUCUGAGUAAUGAAGAGGCAAUCUAGUCCUCUCCAUUGUUCUGUUGAAAGAAUUUUCCUUUGUUUUUCUUGAACAAAUGAGUGAUUGUUCUUCUC
This is a messenger RNA of Tripterygium wilfordii, 831 nucleotides long. RefSeq names its product histone H2AX-like. NCBI's taxonomy places the organism in Eukaryota, Viridiplantae, Streptophyta, Magnoliopsida, Celastrales, Celastraceae. Gene Ontology annotation, molecular function: protein heterodimerization activity; structural constituent of chromatin; DNA binding. The transcript is spliced from 2 exons. The coding region runs from base 145 to 564 and encodes 139 amino acids. The record is from RefSeq and is a predicted model, not a curated record. Gene Ontology annotation, cellular component: nucleosome.